Messenger RNA from Bactrocera tryoni, 513 nucleotides. RefSeq names its product claw keratin. NCBI's taxonomy places the organism in Eukaryota, Metazoa, Arthropoda, Insecta, Diptera, Tephritidae. The annotation marks the transcript as partial. The transcript is spliced from 2 exons. The record is from RefSeq and is a predicted model, not a curated record.
AUCAUGGGAAAUUUCAAAAUUUCCAGCUUUGCCGCAUUGUUGUUCCUUAGCUUAUUCGCUACACCCACAAGGGCACAUUUCAAGAAGUUUAAAGGCUUUGGCGGCGGUUUCGGUGGUGGUUUCGGCGGUGCUUAUAGUGGUGCUUAUGCCACCAGUAGCGUUGUAAAUAACUAUCAAGUGGCGCCUGUUCCAGUGGCUGUCCCAGUUUCAAUACCCCAACCUGUUCCUGUACCAGUAUCGAUACCCCAACCUGUUCCCGUACCUUUUACGAAAGUAGUGCCUGUCCCAGUGCCAGUAGCGCAACCCGUUUGGCCCAGCGGUGGUUGGGAGGGUGGCUACGGUGGUUAUGGUGGUGGUGGCAGCUUUGCCAGCGCAUCCGCAUCUGCAUCGGCAUCCAGCUUCGGUGGCGGCUAUGGCGGCGGCUUGGGAGGCCUUGGUGGUUUCGGUGGACCCGGUUUUGGUGGCUUCGGCAAACAUGGUUUCGGUGGCUUUGGCGCAUGGAAACGUCGUUAA